Molecule: messenger RNA, 2303 nt
Organism: Halichondria panicea
Lineage: Eukaryota; Metazoa; Porifera; Demospongiae; Suberitida; Halichondriidae
Exons: 3
Coding region: 70-2130 (686 amino acids)
Source: RefSeq, a predicted model, not a curated record
CUUGCUAGAUAGUGAUAGAUCUAUGCAGCGUUCACUAACUAACAACUAAAUAGAUCUAGGACUAUCAGCAUGGAUUUAAAGUGGAUUGUAGUUUUGCUUGCUGGAAUUAGUUUGGUAGUUGGUAACAAAAGUGAUGAUGAUCGUGAGAAAGCAACAAAGAACUCAAAGAAGAUAUUGCUUGAUCUUUAUACCACCCUCCGUAACAUCGCAUUUCCUGAGUCUCCACUUUCAAGUGGAAGAGUUGCAAACAGAUUUGUUAUGUUGUCUCCAGGAAAAGUGCUAAACUUUUGGGACUACUACCCUGGAAAGGAAUAUGAGCAGAGUCUUCUUAGACUGAAUUCCUCGGCAGCUAAAACAGUUAUUCCACCCUCCGUUAUGGAGAAGUGGUUCGAUAUUGCAGAUGCAGUGGUGGGAGCUGAUCCUAUAUCUGGAGGCAUUAACAGCAAAAGCAUGGCAACAAUUUACGAAACUAUUAUCAGUCAAAUGGAAUUGCUUGGAAUAAAGUCAAAAUCAAGUGAGGCAGAAAGUAGGUACAAUGAAGGUCGCAACUACCUUACCUCUGCUAUUCUAGACCCAGAAAAUCCGGCAAUAAACUCCACUAGGUUAACCCUGUAUAAGCGCUACCAAGACCUUUAUACUCAACGGCAGCUUGAAAUGGAACAGAAGAUCGAAGAUUCAAGAAGCUCUCGAUCUUCGUUGGAUUAUGAGUUGUGGUUUCAACGGAAUUAUCCGUCUUUGAGCAUGAGAGUUGAAGGUGCCUAUACGCAGUGGCUAGUAUUUGGAGAAAAGGAGAGGGUUGAAUUGUACAAAGCAUAUAUGGAUGUUGCAUCAUCGGGCUCGGAAGUCGAGAAAGCAAAAAUGUCUCUUAGAGCGUCUGGAGUAACAUCUUUGGAUCGUACUAGAACCGUCUAUCCCGUGAGCUUUGAACCUGGAAACUGGUACAAGUAUCUUCUUCAUAAAGUAAAAGGCCCAAGCCGUGAUAUGGUGCUUGCUAAGAAGAGUUUGGUUGAGAGUGAAAUUUCAACGCUAAAGACUAUGAUUUCAUUUGCAAACAUUACCAAGGAUGAAGCUUCAAACACACUGAACGCAUUAAAUGAAACUGUAGCUGCUGCAACCUCGGAGCAAAAGAAUAAAACAAAGGAAGCAAUGAAAGCAAGACAGGAAUGUAUAGGAGGACAAAAGAAUAAUUCGUGCACAAAGCUUAAAGCUGCUACCGAAGAGGCUGUUGAUGCAUCCUUUACAAAAGCACAAGUCUCUUCCCAGUAUCAGUCUGCUGCGUUUACACUCAACUCCGAAAAAAAGUUCAAUACUUUCUUAAACACAAGAAUUUUAUCUCUGCAACAGGAACUAUUAGAGCUAGAAAGUGAACUAAGUCGCACUGAACCUUACUUGGGACCCAUUGCUGAUUCACAUGACUUUCAAGAUCUUAAUAAACUUUUGAAUGAGACGGAACAGAAUCUAGAUGACGAAUGGCUGCAAUUUGAGUACGACUCCGACUCUUCCCAUAUAAAUACUUCUCAAGAAUCAAACUCUCUGAAUGUGGCUGCCGGAUUAAGUGUGGGAAUCCCGAAUGGAUUCGGUUUGGGACUAGGCGUUAAUGUUGGUAAAAGUGAUACGGACUUGGAGCAGGCCAUCAGCAGUGCUAAUGUGAAAGUUUCUGGGGAAAUAUUACGAGUGACAGUGAAAAGACCAUGGUUUAAACCAAGUAUCUUUGAAGACUCAACUCUCUCUUUCGGUCAGUACAAUGAAGACGAGCAGAAGGCAACAUAUGUAUCACCUGGACCAAAAGAUGAAGCCACAUUUAAGGAAUACGUGGCUGGAAAUAACAAUAACCUGUAUCUCAUGCCGGAGUAUGUAACCAGCUUCUUAUUGGCUAGAAGCAUUAAGCUCCAGUUUUCUGGUGUGGAUGCAAAGAGUGUUAGCCAUCUGACUCAACUUAUGGUUGGGGCGUCUUUCAGUGCAAGUUAUCAAAUGUUUAGCUUUUCUGCAUCUGUUGGAGUAAACAGAAUGAAACAAAGUGUAACUGCUGACAGGACAGCCAACGGUAUGAUCAUCAAUAUCCCAGGGGCGCAAAUUAUUGGGUACUACACAUCCGUCUUGCCCAAGUUUCCAAGCAAACAAAUAUAUUAACUGUUAACUCAAUUAAUUGUUGUGUACGAAAUAAUCAAGACUCAGUAAUUAUAUUACAGUGUGCACACUUGUAUAGAUCUACAUGCAUGAUUUUGCGUAGUCAAUGAGUUUUUUUCUGAGUUUUAUAAAGUACUGUUCUCGAAUUCUUUUUCACGAUAAACUGAUUUUCCCGA